Molecule: messenger RNA, 6123 nt
Organism: Bursaphelenchus okinawaensis
Lineage: Eukaryota; Metazoa; Nematoda; Chromadorea; Rhabditida; Aphelenchoididae
Source: the annotation of a GenBank genome assembly
AUGAGUGCAGACAAACUCUACUCAGUAGAAUUCACAAGAAGCACUAGACGAACGCCUCGACUCACGUUGGACUAUCGUUCUUUGUCGGCCAGAGAGCCUGAUAAACGUAAGUGUUAAAAAAUUAAUUUUACCGUCAAGAGUUCUACUAUAAUAUCAUUUACCAUAGUAGAUGAAUAUGAUUGAAUAGUAUUGUAUAGGUGUCGUUACAGUAGGGAGUACUCUAUAAAAGAAUAUUAUGUUGUUCAAAUAAUUGUAAGCCAUCACUGAACACAAAUUUCCGGGGUUAAGUAGCUCAGAGUUUAUUGAACAACUUAAUAUUCAUUUAUAGUGUGGGUUACUGAGUACUGUAACAACUUUUGUAUAGAGUAUUAUACACUAUAUAAUACGUUACUAUAGGUUAACUGUAAAGAUAUCUUUUGAAAAGACCAUUUACUUUGAUAUACUCAAAUCUGUUUACUUUGAAGUAUAUUAUCCUACAUACUAAUCUCAUGAUGUCAUAAUAGGUAGUUGGAAGAUUACUUUAGUCUAAAUAUUUAACAGCAGUUACUUUCGGAAGUUUCCUUUAUUUCUGACAUAUUAUUUGCUUUGUGAAUAUUUGAUUUUUAUUUAUAUAUAUUCACGUUAUACUUGUAUAUAUAUAUGAUGAUACAGUACUUGACACAUCUCCAGAACAUGUGUAUUUUUGUUUUUGUUAAUUCGGUCAAGAUUAAGAGUAUAUCUUGAUGUAAAACUAAACAACAUUUGUAUGGGAAUGAUGUUAGUAAUUAAUGUUUUGUAAAUAUAUCUUUCCAGAGUACAAUCAUAUGUCUGGCAGUGUGCUACAUGACACAGUAGAUCAAAACAUAGGUUUUUACGUGGCAUUUUUUAAUUGAUUAUGUUUAAAAUUUUGAGGUAUGGUAAAAUACGGGCCUUUUAUUGAAUUCUUGUUUAAAAUACGAUAAAAUUUAAAAAAUAUUUGAAUUUCGUUAAAGUUUUCUCGUUUUUUAUCAAAGACUUGAAUAAUAAAAAGCGACAAGACUUUGGUUGAGCAACCGUCAAGCCUUACUUAUUAAUAUUAGGUUAUUCAAAUAUGUAAUUGUGCUUUCUAAACUCAAAAAUUUGUUUUAAAAAGAGGCACAGGACUAUGUGAACGUCCUAUAAUGUAACAAAAAUGAAUUUCCAUAACCUUUCGUCUUAUUUUUAAGCGUAUUUUACGUAUUUUUUACUCCCAACUCGAUUCUACAUUUGUUUUUUACUGUGUAGGUGAAAGUACGUAAUAAUAGCUCUUGUUGUGGUAUUUAAAUACUCGUUUCAAGCCCCCAAGGGAUUCUUUCCGGGUUGUCGUUAGAGAUAUUCUGGAUAUUUUUACUCUUUGGUGACUUUUCAGUCUUAUACGUUAACAAUCGUAUUUUACAAAAUUUAAGAUUUUUGAAAAAUUUUACAAAAUUUUAAGUGAUGAUUAGCUUGCCUUACUAUUUUUGGACACUUUUCCUCCUUAACCACCUUUUUUUAUCUAAAAAUGCCUUUCUCUAUCCUCCCCACCCUUUCCUCACUUUUUCUUUCUCUACCCUACUCCCCCGUUCUCUUUUUCCCUUUUUUAAAACCACCCCUCCCUUUCCUAAAGUAAAUUCCAUCCAAGACCCGCUGUAUCUACAUUCAUAUUAGCCAAAACGUUUUGUGAAUGUUUUGGACACGUGCAGAAAACUCGAAAAAAGUUUGAUUAAAACGUCCGAGGGGAUUUGAAUUUGGUCCGAAAUCAGUUUUUCGUAUGUCCAUGACAUACGGAACAAACUUUUACUUUCGAUUGUAACGUAUGUUAUCUGACGAAAAUGGAGGACUUUACAGAUUUGUUCCGGGUUUAAGGCGGGGCAGAGGGCUGAAAUGGAAGUGUGGAGGGUCAGAUUAGGACAAAUUCAUAUUGUUUUGGCUAAAUUAUAUCUGUGCUAACACUUUUUUUCUAUUUUUUUCAAUUUUUGUUGGGUUUUAAUACCUAAAUUUUUAAUUUUUGGUCAAGCUUUAUUACCCAAAAUUUGAUUUUUUUGGGGUUUUUAGUCUAUUUUGUUACCUAAAAGGCCACUUUUUUAGUUUUUCAAAACUUUUUGUUCUUUUGAAUUUUUUUAUGUAUUUUGUUACCUAAAGUUUUUUUUAAUUUUACUUUCUUUGAUUUAGAAAUGGAAACGCGCCGGGCCGGCCUUGAGCGAGAAAUGUCGAUCGGGCCGGGCAUAACAUUCAGGUACGGCCCGGCCCGUUUCUCACGUCUAAUUUUAUUACCUAAAACGGAACUUUUUUAAUUCUUCAAGGUUUCAAUACAGUUGUAUUUUUUAUGCACUUUAUUACCUAAACUUUGAUUUUUUAAAAUGUUUUAAAUCUUAUUACCUAAAAAGGUACUUUUUCUAAAACUUACAUUUCAGUUCCUAACCUUUUACUUUUUUUAUUUUUUUAUUCAUUUUGUUACCUAAAAUUUCGAUUUUUGAAUUUUACUUUGUUUUAUUAAUACCUAAAAGGUCACUUUUUUGAUUUUCAACGUUUCAAUACAUAACGUUUAGUUUUUUUGAAUUUUUUAUGUAUCUUGUUACCUAAAAUUUAAUUUUUUUGCAUUUUACUUUAUUUUAUUAUCUAAAAGGCAUUUUUUUAAACUUUUUAACCUUAUAAUACCUAAUCUUUACUUUUUUCAAUUUUUUUUUAUUUUGUUACCCAAACUUUAAUUUUUUCACAAAAUUCAUCAAUUUUAGGUAUUAUAUAAAACUGCCAUUUUUGGUUUAAAAAAUAUUUCAUGAUAACUUUCCCACCUACAACAAUAUUGCUAUGUUUUUUGUGACAAUUUAAUAUUUGUGCAAGGUUGAAAUGCUUGUCUAACGUGUUGAAAGAGACUCAAGUGCUUAUCUCACCUACUACAACAUUUUAUAAAAAAUUGAAUGUUUGACAAACUUUUGCACAUUCAAAGCGCUCAAGUGGGGUAAACAGUGGUUGUCACCAACAUGAUUCUACAACAUUGAGUUCAGUGUAUAAAAAAUUGGCAUAUUAUGUUGAAAAUGGGAGUUUAUUCAGUAUAAUAUAGGUAUAAGUGACAGAAAGAGGCGUUUUGAAGAAGAAUAAUAUAAAAUUAGUAUAUUCACAGGAAUAAUCACAAUAUUGUAGUCUUAUGCGUAUAUGAACUACAAUACUUUAUGUAUAUGAUACAUUUCUAUAUCAUAAAACGUGUCAUAUGUUAUGUUACUAUGUCUUUUGAAUAGGAUAUGUACUACAAUUUUUACAUUACAUUUCAAUACCAAUGUAAUUAUAAAUAUUCAUAUACGUUUAACUACAAAGUAACCUUAUGUAUAUACCUCUAAUAUUAUAAUUUUCAGCUCAAGUCUCUCCUAAGUCGCGUCGCAAGUUGCCAACAACUCCCACCGACAACUCGAGCAACCGAUUGAACGUUGAAUUUGGGCGACUUCAUUGUACGGAAAGUUGCGACCAGUUGAACUCAAGACGAUCUCAAGGUAAAUACUCUAAAGUAAACAAUCGUAUCUUCACGUGACAAAGUUUUGAGAAAUUUUGAAAAUAUUUUGAUUGACAGUUUACUGUAACAUUAAAAAAAGUUUUUGAGGACUUCCGGGUACUUAAAAAUACUGCUCUAGGCUUAGUCCAGAGCCUUAGCCCUGAGUCCUAGCCUAGAGCUCUAGACCAGAACCCUAGCCCAGAGCCCUAGCCUUAGGCUUAGUUUUAGUCUGAGCCUUAGGUUCAGCCUUAGGUUUAGUUUUAGCUUUAGCCGUAGCUUAAGACAUAGCUUGCCAAAGCCUAGCUCUAUUCUAGCCUUAUUUUAAGCGUUACCUAGUCUAGUUUAUUAUAGCAUUACGCUAGCCUUACUUCAGUUUCUUACUGUCCGGUAUUAUAGUAUACGUGCAGUAAACUCAACAGUAUUUAGCGACUAAAAGACUAAUGAAUUACUCUGUAACCGCAAAUACUGUAAUGAGAGAACAAUAAACUUUUGGGUUUGAAUGAAUGAGAACAGAGUUAUUGUUAUUAGCAGUCACAUUGUUUCUCAUAAUUGGAAAUACUUCUGCGGCAUGGGUAAUAUAAUUGAGGGUCUAUUUGAUUAUAGCAUGUUGGGUUCGAGUAAAGGUGGGAAUUACUUUAAGCUUAUGUUAUUAUAGGCCUGUAAUGCGGUUUAUGUUAUUAUAGACAUCGAAUGUGGUUUAGGUGUGUUUUUUUCUGUUGAAGUGUUUUACUUUAAUAUCAUGGGUGUUUCUUGGCUUUAUAUGAUGUACUUUUGACUAUGAGAAAAUGUAGUAGUCGUACAUGGUUUGGAUGAUACAUGUGAUUAAGUUUUGGCAUUUUACGUUAUGUUUUUUUUUCAGAAACUUCCCCCCUCCCCUCUCCUUUACCUUACAUUUUUCUGAGUUUGCCUAGAGCAGUAAAUACUAUUUACGUACGUAGAUAUACUGUAACAUACCUAUAUGAGAGUACCUACAGCCUUCGCAUUGAUAUGUCACGUAGCCUAGAGCAAUGUUUGACCUUACCUAGGCCUCAUACGGUCAUUGCACAAACACAACAAUGUCAUCAUAAUUGUUGUCUUUUGAAUUUUGAGUUCAAAAGUUGAACUUCUAUUUGGGGAAUAAAAUAACAUUUGGUAUUAGAAAGAAUAGUAUUUUAUUUACCAGUUGAGUAACAUCACCUUCAUCAAUAGAAAAAAGGUCAUUUUAGAUGAAUAAGAAUGUUAUGUUAACCACAGAUUACCUUUUUUGUCUAGGUAUUCUGUUUUGAAGAUACUUCGGUUUUUUAAAGUACAGCAACCUUUUUGGGUUAGAUCUUUGGCUUUUAUGGAUAAAUAUGCAAAUUUUUUGAUACGGUAAUCAGUGUUGGCAAGAGGAGUUUUAGUCUGCCACUAGGGCUAGAGCUGGAGCUAAAGCUAGGUCUAGAACUAGGGCUCUGGGCUAAGACCUUGGGCUUGGACUCUGGGCUAGGGCUCUGGGGUAGGGCUCUGAGCUAGAGCUCUGAGCUAGGGUUCUUUGCUAGGGCUUUAAGCAAGGGCUCUUGGCUAGGGAUCUGGGCUAAGGCUUUGAACUAGGGCUUUGGACUAGGGCUCUAGGCUAGGACUCUGGGCUAGGGCUCUGGACUAGUGUUCUGGGCUAGGGCUCUGGGCUAGGGCUCUGGGUUAAAGCUCUGGGCUAGAAGCUAAGGCUCUAAGCUAUGACUAGGGUUUUAAAAGAGUAACACUACCUUCAAAACCUAAUUGUUCAAAACGGAAAUGAGCUGCGUAUGUCAGCGGAAGUUGUAAAUCGAGUCAAGUCUUGUUUUUACUGUCACUUUGCUUGUUUGUUGUACGUGAAGAGUGGAAAGUAACUCGAGAUGGGUAAAACAAUAUGGUUUUGUAGUAUUGUUUUGAACGUUUACUUACCUUACUGCUUAGAUUACUCUUAUGUUUCUGUUUGUUUUGUCACAUUUCUUUUGAUAAUUCAUGUUCUUUGGGGGAACCCAAUGGAAACAAAGUUCUUGCGGGUUCAAUUUUUUGAAUUGGGUAAAAAAGAAAAGGUAUACGUAAAGUGUGGUAAAAAGUAUAUGGGGAGGGGGGGGAUAAAAGUUUUUGAUGAAAAGAAAUUUGUCGAAUUUUUGCAUAAAAAGCUUCCGGUCGAUUAAUUUAAAAUUUAAAUAAAAUUUAAAAAUACGAACUUUUCCCAUUUAAUAUUUAUGAAUUUUCCAAAACAAUAAGCGUUGUUGCCUAGAUAUUCUAAUUAUGACAUUGGAAUUGCUAUAUUAUUCGUUUUGUUACCUAAAUUUUAUAAACUUAAUUUUUUUUAAAUUUAAAAAAAAAUAAUGUUUAUUUUACUCUAGCAUUAUCUUGGUCGUACUUUGUUCUAUUUUUACUGAUUUUCUUAUACCUGUAGCUUUAGUUUAAUAAAAAAUGCUUCUUUUCAGAAUAUCGACCGAUCUACUUGAAUGUGACACCCAAUUACUGUCCAUCACCAGUACCAUCUCCUAGUCCAGUCCAAUCAGCCAAUAUGCAAAAGACGUCUUUUUUGAAAAAGCUCCAGUUCCAAGGAAGGGUAGGUUCUCAAUUUUUUCAAUACAUUUAGUACUUCAUGGAUGUUCUUUAUACUAUGAUAUUUUAUUGAUGCGAAAAGAUUGGCGUGAUUAAAAUUAAUUUUAAUUUAGGUUAAAUAA